Molecule: messenger RNA, 345 nt
Organism: Cooperia oncophora
Lineage: Eukaryota; Metazoa; Nematoda; Chromadorea; Rhabditida; Trichostrongylidae
Source: the annotation of a GenBank genome assembly
AUGGAAAUUGAAGUGAAAGUCGAACCGAGAACGCCACUGAAGCGCCCUUUGUCGUUUUCUGACGACAGUGUCGAGUGGGACAGCAUUCGUGAUGAGAUUCCUGCUGAUGAUGAUAAUGAUGAUGGAGCCGUAAUGAACGCAAAGGGUUUGCCUGUUGACUGGAUUCCUUUUGGAUAUGUGCGUGGGCGAAAGGCGAAGAAGCAGCGAUUAGAACUAGGUGCCGUUGCUCCAGUCAAGAAAGAGAGAAUUGCAACGAUUGACAAGCUAGAGAAUGAAGGUGAACGAGAAGUUGCAAACCAGAUUCUUCAAUCAAUCCCUAAAUACUGCGGAUCGUUUGUCUUUGAA